CAAGGCGGGGGUGAGCCUUUUAAGUCCCCUGCUUCUUCCCCACUUGUGGAAUUUGUUGUGCCAGUGGGAUGAGGCUGGCUAUAAAACCUCUGUCCCACUCCGCAGCCAGCGAGUGCACCGCAGCCCCGCUGACAUCCCUGUUCCUCCCUGUGAGCCACCAGCAGGGCAGAAUGGAGGUGAGCUUCACCCAGAUGCUCUACGCUCUCUGUCUGGCUGCCAUGACUGGUGCCUUCACCCAGGAAGGGUUCAAGGAAGCGAUGCUGAAGCAGCUGGGGCUCUCCGAAGUCCCUAAGCUUCAUAAGAGAGACCUGGUGGACCUGGUCAUCCCUGAGCAUGUGAAGAACAAGUACAUCUCCAUGCUGAAGCGGCACAGGGGGAAGCGUCGCGCCUCUCCCAGCCUGGCCAGCAUCCUGCAGGGGAUCCCCGGCAAUGCAGAAGUCUUCUACUCUGACCCCAUGCGCCAGAACUUCAUCUUUGACAUGGAGGGGAGGAUACCAAAAAACAGCGAAGUGACAAUGGCUGAACUGAAGCUUUUCAAGAAGCCCCUGGACAGGGUGAACCUGCCAGCCAGGCAGCCCCAUCGGCCUGUCUCCAAUGCCAGGGUCAGCAUCUACUGGGUGCAGAGACAACACGACGGCACAAACAGGACCUCGCUGAUCGACUCCCGGCUGGUUCCCAUAAGAGAGUCGGGCUGGAAGAACUUUGACGUGACACAGGCUGUGCACUACUGGCUGCGGAACAAGAGGCAGGAGCCAAUGGUCCUGCAGGUCUGGAUCGAAGGGGAAAGGGUGGGCAGCUAUGCUGCAGAGGUCGCCAAGGCGGUGCGCUUCACCUCGCAGGAUGCUGGGGACAGAGCCGUGGGAAGACCCGAGCUGGUGCUCUACACCCUUGACUUGGAGGACUAUGGUGGUCCUGGGGACUGCAAGGAUGGGAUGCAAGCAGGGAAGUCCACCUGCUGCCGGCAGAAGCACUACAUCAACUUCCGUGAGCUCUCCUGGACACAGUACUGGGUCAUCGAGCCGGCAGGAUACCAGGCUUACAGCUGCCGGGGGGGCUGCCUGCAGCUUCCCAGCCCACUGCAGCGCUGGGGGGGCAGGGAGCGUGUCUGUGCUGUGGCCGAGAGCUCCCCGCUCCCCAUCAUGUACCUGGUCCAGAGGGGCAACCACACCGAGAUCGAGGCAACCGAGUUUCCCAACAUGAUCAUUGAGAAGUGCAGCUGCAUGGCAGAUGGUGCAGCGCUUCUGUGAGGGGCUGGCUUAGGGGAGUAACGGUGCUGGUGGGCCUGGAGGAGGUGUACCUCCCUGCGUUUGGUAUGGCUGCCUCUGGGGUAUGUCAGUCCCCACCCCAGGGAACUGAAAGGCAAGGACAGUGAUCACAACCAGGUGCAGAAGUCAACUUGGGUUUGGACUUUAGUUCCUUGGUUCCCUCUGCUCUGUACGUUUUGGUCCUUGUCUGCCCAAGUUGUGUUUACUGUGGAUAGCAGAGCAAAAGCACUUACAUGUAUGUGUUGUAUACAUACACAUAUGCACAUGUAUCACAAAUACACGUACGUAUAUAUGUACAUAUUGUAUACAUGCAUACUGUAUAUAUACGCAUUUUCUACAUACAUACAUGUACAUAGAAUACUGCCUAGAGCUUAAAUGAAUGUAUAUAUGUAAGUAUGCACUGUAUGCAUAUAUCUGUAGAUAUACAUGUACAUACAGUAUUGUCCAAACUCAAAGGACUGUAUUGCUGGCCCCGAACCAAGGAUUUGGCACAGUCUUAAGUAGCAUUUAGAGAUGUGAAGCCAGUACUGGGACUUGGGUUUGCUUGCAAAUAAUUGUUUAUAGGAUCAGGUCCUCAUUUUUCUGUAUUACAGUUGUUGGGUUUGUUUUUUUUUUCAGUUUAGAGCUAUUUUUCUGGUCUUAAUUGCUUUCAAAAUUAAGUAAACAAUAAAAUA
This is a messenger RNA of Coturnix japonica (Japanese quail), 1939 nucleotides long. Its product is annotated as left-right determination factor 2. Gene Ontology annotation, cellular component: extracellular region. Gene Ontology annotation, molecular function: transforming growth factor beta receptor binding; cytokine activity; growth factor activity. NCBI's taxonomy places the organism in Eukaryota, Metazoa, Chordata, Aves, Galliformes, Phasianidae. Gene Ontology annotation, biological process: anterior/posterior axis specification. The record is from RefSeq and is a predicted model, not a curated record.